AUGGCGGACAGAUCUUUCAUCAUCCGUGUUGAGUUCGACAAAUUCCCAAUAACGAUUUUAUCCCCUGCCAUGGCUGCAUACCUUAGGAUGAUGGGGGUUGUACAACUUCGACUGCACAAUGACAAGGGGAACACUUGGAUUGUUGUCGCCGGUCUAAAUGCCGGAAGCGCCAUCUUCCAAGAGGUAAACGAGGGAGACACCAUUGUGUUCGAUCAUGUUGGUUUGCAUAUCUUCAAUGUUUUUAUUUUUGAUGACAAAGGAAACAUAAAAUCAGCUCCUGCUAAAGGCGAUCUACAUCCUUAUGCAGCCAUGACGAACAACGACGAUGUACAACAAAUGGCGGCAGUAUUUCGCGGACCAGGAUGGAGCGAGCAGGACGUGUUGGUGUGUUACAAACUCUUCUUUGAAAAGGCUCUCGCAUUGAAUGAAAUUCACAGGCCCUCGACUCCACUGGCGCGAGAUCUGUCACAAUUAUUGGGUAGAUAUGUUGAAAAUCGGGCUGUUAGAGAACAAAUACAGCGGCUAAGAAACCACUACAACAUUUUCAGGAAGUUUCUGCAGAGAACGCGCUCAAAAUUCCAUUCGGAAAGUGGCGAGGUUAGGGUGAACAACUUCUAUUGGUUAUACGUGUGGCCCGAGGAAAAUCCUAUCGAACGAUUUCACCGAACAACUAACUUCAAGUGGCACGACGAAUGCAUGCUGGUAAUUGAAAUGAGAGAAGCGGCUAAAAUUUGUUUCAACGAUUCCUCUCGCAAUGGGAGCCCCGAUUACCCGCCUCGCCGGAGUUGA
This is a messenger RNA of Striga asiatica, 789 nucleotides long. The record is from the annotation of a GenBank genome assembly. NCBI's taxonomy places the organism in Eukaryota, Viridiplantae, Streptophyta, Magnoliopsida, Lamiales, Orobanchaceae.